This is a messenger RNA of Pogoniulus pusillus (Red-fronted tinkerbird), 32026 nucleotides long. It is a transcript of the gene OBSCN, whose product is annotated as obscurin, cytoskeletal calmodulin and titin-interacting RhoGEF. Bases 81 to 30023 code for a protein of 9980 amino acids. The transcript has 120 exons. Gene Ontology annotation, biological process: protein phosphorylation. Gene Ontology annotation, molecular function: guanyl-nucleotide exchange factor activity; protein binding; protein kinase activity. Lineage: Eukaryota; Metazoa; Chordata; Aves; Piciformes; Lybiidae. The record is from RefSeq and is a predicted model, not a curated record.
UUUUGGAGCUGGGCUGCAGAGGGAAAGUAAAGCACGUCAGCAAUUUGACUGGAGAACAACCCAGAGGAGGGCAACCCAAGAUGGAUUACAGCUCGUUUAGUGGAGUCCCCAGGUUCUUGACCCGGCCUAAGGCGUUUAUGGUGUCUGUGGGGAAGGAUGCCACCUUGAGCUGCCAGAUCGUUGGAAACCCCAUCCCAAUGGUGAGCUGGGAAAAGGAUAAACUUCCAGUGCAGUCUGGGGGAAGAUUUAAAACCACAGAAGAUGGAGAUCUCUACAGGCUAACAAUCUACGAUCUGAGCCUGGAGGACAGUGGCCAGUACAUCUGCCGGGCCAAGAACACCAUCGGGGAAGCAUUUGCAGCUGUCAGCAUCAAGGUGGGGGAGGAGACGACGGUGACUGAGUCAGCCCCGUACUUCAUCCAGAAACCCUCCUCCAUCAAAGUCACGCUGGGAGAAGAUGCCAUGUUCAAAUGCAAAGUCCAGGGCAGCCCUCCCCUCUCGGUGAACUGGGAGAAGGAUGGCAGGUACCUGCGGAACCGAGCUGAUGCUGGACGCUUCCAGAUCGAGUCAGCUGGGGAGUCAAACGCUCUCACCAUCCAGUGUGCCCGCCUGGGGGACAGUGGCACCUACACCUGCCGGGCAGAGAACCUCAUCGGCACCGCCAGCGCCUCAGCCGCUCUGGUGGUGGAGACGCAGGGCUCUGCCAACCCGGGCAGCAGCAGCCGCUUCGACGCCAGCUGCGGCAAGACUGCAUCCUUGUUGUCUCACUUGCAGAAGAGGCGCGAGGAGAUCAGGAAGAUGGACGUCUCCCACGGGACUCUCGACUCCAUGUCUACCCUGGCAGAAGGGUUGGCUGGCAUCGGCUACGGCCUCUCCCGGGACUACGAGAGGGCAGCGGGGCUGGCCGCCAAGGGGGCCCGCAACACCGCUCUGGGGGCCCUGACUCGCACCUGCAGCGUGACGGAGGGGAAGCACGCCAAGCUCAGCUGCUACGUGACGGGCGAGCCCAAGCCGGAGAUCGUCUGGAAGAAGGACAACGAGGUCAUCGUGGAAGGGCGGCGGCACGUCAUCUACGAGGACGACCAGGAGAACUUCGUGCUGAAGAUCCUCUUCUGCAAGCAGGUGGACAACGGGCUCUACACCUGCACCGCCUCCAACCUGGCAGGCCAGACCUACAGCUCCGUGCUCGUCACCGUCAAAGAACCCUCAAUACCCUUCAAGAAAAAGCUGACGGAUCUUGAAGUGAGGGAGAAGGAAUCUGCCACCUUCCAAUGUGAAGUGCCUGCUCCUAGUACAGAGACAGCUUGGUUCAAGGAGGAAACCAAACUCCGGCAGAGCAAGAAAUACAACAUCGAAGAGGAGGGCACCUACCGCCGGCUCACCGUCCAGGACGUCACCGCAGACGACGACGCUGUCUACAUCUGCGAGAUGAAGGAAGGCAGCAGGACCAUUGCAGAGCUGUCUGUCCAAGGGAACAUCAUCAAAAAGCUUCCCCGGAAGACGGCGGUCUUCGUGAACGACACUGCCAUCUUCUGCGUGGAGCUGGACAGCGAGUGCCAGAGCGUCCAGUGGCUCAAGAACAAGGAGCUGGUGAGAGCCAGCGACAGGAUCUCCAUCACCUCCUCUGGCAAGCAGCACACCAUGACCAUCCGAGAGUGUAAGAUGGAAGAUGCUGGUGAGAUUGCCUUCCUGGCCGACGAAAGCAAGACUACUACCCAGUUCACUGUGACCACUCCCAAGAAACCACCCACCCAGGCCCCCAGUGACCCCGUGGUGAAGAAUAAAACAGAAACCUCCGUGACGCUGUCGUGGUCCCCCCCCAAGGCAGACCGUCCCAUUGCAGUCGAUGGCUACGUUGUGGAGCGCAAGAGACUCACUGGCUUUACCUGGGUGAGGUGCCACGAGGCCCCCGUCCCUGCCCCCGAGCUCACCAUCAGCAACCUCUCAGAAGAGGCUGACUACCAGUUCAGAGUGUCUGCUGUCAACACCAAUGGACAGAGCCCCUACUUGGAGUUCCCAGGGAGCAUCCACCUUGAACCCAUCCUGGCUGUGAAAUGUCCCCUGACAACCCUUGAAGCUGUACCUGGUGGCGAGGCUGUGUUUACUGUCGACCUUACGAAGACAUGUUCUGGCAAUUGGUACCUCAAUGGUAAAGUCUUACAGGAAAGUAAGACCUGCAUCAUUAAGAGAACCCAAACUACUCACACUCUAAUCAUAAAGAACGUCACCAAGAAUGAUGAUGGAGCCGAAGUGAAAUUUGUUGCAGAUAACAUUGACACCAGCACCAAGAUGAGAGUGAAAGGUGCUGCAGUGAGGUUUACCAACAAGAGCAGAGACAUAGAAAAGGUCUCCGCCAGGCUGCGGGAGGAAGCCAAACUCCUGGCUGAGCUUUCAGAUGCAGAAGCCACUGUGAAGUGGAUGAAGGAUGGGAAAGAGCUCAAGGCCAGUGACAAAUAUGAGCUUCAAACUGUGGGGAAGAGACAAAUCCUGAAAAUUCUCAACGCUGCAGCAGAGGAUGCUGGAGUUUAUGAGUGCACCUGUGAAGGGGAUAAAAUGGUCUAUCAGCUUUCAGUGAAAGCACUUGCAACCUUCAUAAACAAAGAGAAAAGUGGAGGAGUUGUCAGAGCCACCACUGGAAAACAGGCUGAGUUUGUUUCUGAGACCUCUGAGGCUAACAUCCUGGUGAAGUGGUACAAAGAUGGCAAAGAAAUCACAGCCAGCAAGAAAUUCACUGUGGAAGACAAAGGAAAGAUGCACAAGCUUGUGGCUUUGGCUGUGACAAAAGAAGAUGAAGGAACAUACACAUGCAGGAUAGGAGAUGACACUCUUACUUUUGAUCUAAAGGUCUCAGAUGAAGCUGUCCAUUUUGUCAACAAGCCCCAAAUGCCUCCAGAGAUAGCAGUCUGCCCUUCUGAAACCCUGGAGCUGGUGUGCGAGGUGUCAGCUGCCAGUGGAACUGUGGUGUGGAAGAAGGAUCAAACCGAGGUGAAGCAGGACCAGAGGACAGCAGUCAUCUCCCAGGGGACACACCGCAAGCUCAUCAUCAAGAAGGUGACACAACAAGACCAAGGGAGCUACACCUGUGAAACAAAGGAUGACAGAGCAACAUUCCAAGUCAAAGUCAGAGAGACAGAAGAUGUGUUUACAAACAAGGACAAGAUACAAAAAGAGGUGAAAGCUGCGCUGACACAAAAUGCCACCCUGAGCUGCGAGGUGGCCCAGGAGAAGACUGAGGUGAAAUGGUACAAGGAAGGGAAGCUGAUCACUGGCAGCAAGAAGUUCAAGGUGGAGUCAGAGGGCAAAUGUCGUCGGCUGGUGGUGGGUCAGCUGGAGAAGAAAGAUGCUGGGGAGUACACCUGUGAGGCUGCUGGCCAGAAGCUGACCUUCAGAAUUGAUGUCACAGAAGCAGAAGAUGCAUUUACCAACAAGGACAAAGUGAAGAAAGAGGUGAAAGCUGCACUGUCAGAAAACCCCACCCUGAGCUGUGAGGUGGCCCAGGAGAAGACCGAGGUGAAAUGGUACAAGGAAGGGAAGCUGAUCACUGGCAGCAAGAAGUUCAAGGUGGAGUCAGAGGGCAAAUGUCGUCGGCUGGUGGUGGGUCAGCUGGAGAAGAAAGAUGCUGGGGAGUACACCUGUGAGGCUGCUGGCCAGAAGCUGACCUUCAAGAUUGUUAUCACAGAGGCAGAAGAUGCAUUUAUCAACAAGGAGCAGGUGCAGAAAGAGGUGAAAGCUGCACUGUCAGAAAACACCACCCUGAGCUGCGAGGUGGCCCAGGAGAAGACUGAGGUGAAAUGGUACAAGGAAGGGAAGCUGAUCACUGGCAGCAAGAAGUUCAAGGUGGAGUCAGAGGGCAAAUGUCGUCAGCUGGUGGUGGCCCAGUUGGAGAAGAAGGAUGCUGGGGAGUACACCUGUGAGGCUGCUGGCCAGAAGCUGACCUUCAGAAUUGAUGUCACAGAGCCAGAAGUUGUCUUUACAAACAAGGAGCAGGUGCAGAAAGAGGUGAAAGCUGCACUGUCAGAAAACACCACCCUGAGCUGCGAGGUGGCCCAGGAGAAGACUGAGGUGAAAUGGUACAAGGAAGGGAAGCUGAUCACUGGCAGCAAGAAGUUCAAGGUGGAGUCAGAGGGCAAAUAUCGUCGGCUGGUGGUGGGUCAGCUGGAGAAGAAGGAUGCUGGGGAGUACACCUGUGAGGCUGCUGGCCAGAAGCUGACCUUCAAGAUUGUUGUCACAGAAGCUGAAGAUGCAUUUAUCAACAAGGAGAAGGUGCAGAAAGAGGUGAAAGCUGCACUGUCAGAAAACACCACCCUGAGCUGCGAGGUGGCCCAGGAGAAGACAGAGGUGAAAUGGUACAAGGAAGGGAAGCUGAUCACUGGCAGCAAGAAGUUCAAGGUGGAGUCAGAGGGCAAAUGUCGUCGGCUGGUGGUGGCCCAGUUGGAGAAGAAGGAUGCUGGGGAGUACACCUGUGAGGCUGCUGGCCAGAAGCUGACCUUCAGAAUUGAUGUCACAGAGCCAGAAGUUGUCUUUACAAACAAGGAGCAGGUGCAGAAAGAGGUGAAAGCUGCACUGUCAGAAAACACCACCCUGAGCUGCGAGGUGGCCCAGGAGAAGACUGAGGUGAAAUGGUACAAGGAAGGGAAGCUGAUCACUGGCAGCAAGAAGUUCAAGGUGGAGUCAGAGGGCAAAUGUCGUCGGCUGGUGGUGGGUCAGUUGGAGAAGAAGGAUGCUGGGGAGUACACCUGUGAGGCUGCUGGCCAGAAGCUGACCUUCAAGAUUGUUGUCACAGAGCCAGAAGUUGUCUUUACAAACAAGGAGCAGGUGCAGAAAGAGGUGAAAGCUGCACUGUCAGAAAACACCACCCUGAGCUGCGAGGUGGCCCAGGAGAAGACAGAGGUGAAAUGGUACAAGGAAGGGAAGCUGAUCACUGGCAGCAAGAAGUUCAAGGUGGAGUCAGAGGGCAAAUGUCGUCGGCUGGUGGUGGCCCAGUUGGAGAAGAAAGAUGCUGGGGAGUACACCUGUGAGGCUGCUGGCCAGAAGCUGACCUUCAAGAUUGAUGUCACAGAGCCCAAACCUGCAUUUAUUAACGAGGAGAAGGUCCAGAAGGAGGUGAAAGCUGUCCUGAUGGAAAGUGCCACCCUCAGCUGUGAGGUUGCAGAGGAUACCACCGAAGUGAAGUGGUACAAGGAUGGCAAACUGCUGGUGUCCUCCAGAAAGUUCAAAAUAGAAACUGUGGGCAAAACUCGGCGCCUCGUCGUGGAGCAGCUGGAGAAGAGAGAUGCUGGAGAAUACACCUGUGAGGCUGCAGGCCAGAAGCUGACCUUCAAGUUGGAACCAACUGAACCAGAGGCUAAAUUUGAGAAGAAAGUUGUCCAGACAGAGCCUCUUGUUGUUGAAGAACAUGAGAGCAUCACUCUGCUGACCUCAGUAACACCUGAAACUGCUGCAGUAAAGUGGCUCAAGGAUGGAACAGAAAUCAAGGCGAGCAAGAAAUAUGUGAUUAAGAGUGAAGGGGCAACCAGGACCCUCACAGUCAACCUGGCUGAGAGCACAGACACUGCUGUCUACACCUGCCAGACAAGGAAUGACAAGCAGGAAUUCAAAGUACAGGUGAAAGAAAUCCCAGUGAAGUUUGCCAGAGCACUGGAGGCUGUUAAUGCUGAGAUUGGAGGCAGCAUCUCUCUGACCUGCGAGGUGAGCCACGCCAAGGGGAAGGUGGUGUGGCGCAGGAACGGCGUGGAGAUCCGAGCCGGCAAACGCUUCCAGAUCCACCAGGAGGGCGUCAGGCGAACCCUGACCAUAACAGGGAUCCGGGCCGAGGAUGAGGGAGAGUACUCCUGCGAGUCCAGAGACGACAAGAGCAGCGUUACCGUCGCCCCCAAACCUCCCAGAGUGGUGAAAUUCAUUACGAGUCUCAACAGUGUGGUCUCUGAAGAAGGAAAGGAGGCUGUGUUCAAGUGCACUGUCUCCCCCAGUGAUGCUGUGGUCACUUGGCUCAGGAAUGGCAUCAAGAUUGAAGCCAGCAAGAAGUAUGUGAUCUCGCAGCAGGGCGCCAACCACAGCCUCACCAUCGCUGAUCUGACGUUGGAAGACGCAGCUGAAAUCACUGCCAGUGCUGAGGGUGUAGAAAGCACAGCCAACCUCAGAGUCCGAGAGGCCUCAAUCUCCUUCAAGAAGAAGCUGGAGCCCAGAACAGUGGAAGAAAGAGACACGGUGACCCUGGAGGUAGAGCUGACCAAGCCUGCAGAGGUGAAGUGGAUGAGGAACAGCAUCGUGUUGAAGCCCAGUGAAAAAGUAGAGAUCAAAGCUGAGGGAACAAAGCACACCUUGGUGGUCAAGGACAUCUCCUUUGCAGACAGGGGCUUCUACUGCUGUGAGAGUCCUGAUGACAAGACCCAGGCCAAGAUCAACGUGGAAAUGAGGCAGAUCAAGCUGGUGAAAGGUCUUCAGCCUCUCCAAGUCUCUGAGAAAGGCACUGUCACCUUUGAGGCGGAGGUGUCACACGAGGACGUGGAGGGGACGUGGCAGAGGGAUGGCGUUCGGCUGAAGCCUUCGCCCACUGUCAGCAUUGGCGUGCAGGGCAAGAAACACUCCCUGACCCUUUCUUCGGUGACUCUUGAAGAUGCAGGACUCAUCUCCUUCAAAGCAGAUGGUGUUCACUCUUCAGGGAAGCUCACUGUGACAGAACUGCCUGUGAGAAUCAGCAAACCUCUGACAGAUAUCAAUGCAACUCAGAAGGACAAGGUCACCUUUGAGUGUGAGCUGUCCAGGCCCAACGCAGAUGUUAAGUGGUUCAAGGAUGGGAAGGAGCUCCGACCAAAUCAACAAGUGGGGAUUGCUUCCCAAGGAAAUAAGAGGAGCCUCAUUAUUCACAAGUGUGAAUAUGAAGACCAGGGGACCUACACAUGUCAAGUAGCUGAAGACAAGACAUCAGCUACACUAAAGAUCUGUGCCCGAGAUAUCAAGAUUGUCAAACCUCUGGAAGAUGUGGAAGUGAAUGAAUAUGAGAGUGCAUCUUUCGUCUGUGAAAUUUCUCAUGAUGAGGUCCAGACCCAAUGGUACAAAAAUGACAACAAGCUGAAGGCUGCUGACAACAUCAGAAUGCGUCAAGAUGGCAAGACCUAUUCACUGACUUACACACGUGUCCAAGUCCAGGAUGCAGCAGAGAUCAAGUUUGUAGCAGAAAAGGCAGAGUCUCGUGCCCAGCUUACUGUGAAAGAGCUGCCUGUAAAAAUUGUGAAGCCCCUGCGGGAUAAGAUUGCUCUGGAGAAGCAUCGCGGGUUCCUGGAGUGCCAGGUGUCUCGUGCCAACGCCAAAGUGAGGUGGUACAAAAAAGAUGUUGAGAUUCACCCCGGUGCCAAAUACGAAAUGGUGAGUGACGGCGUCUACCGCAAGCUCAUCAUCAACGACGCGGGCUAUGAGGACGAAGACACCUACACUUGUGAUGCCUUUGAUGACAAAAGCAGUGCCAAUUUCUUUGUCGAAGAGCAAUCCAUUAGUAUCAUAAAGGAGCUGUGUGACGAGGAUGUGACUGAGCCCGAGGAGGCCACGUUUGAAUGUGAGAUAUCCAUUCCAUCUGUGAAACCUCCCAAGUGGUUUCUACGUGGAGAAGCCUUGCAGGCUGGCAGAAACAUCAUCGUGCAUCAAGAGGGCACCACCCACAGGCUGACCAUACUGAAAACCACUGCCAGCAUGACAGGCACCGUUCAGUUCUCCAUUGGCAAAUCCAAAUCCACAGCAAACCUACUUGUCAGAGAUUACCACAUACAGAUCACCAGGAAGAUGGAGGACAAGACAGCUCUGGAGCGCCAUUCAGUCAUCUUGUCCUGUGACUUCAGGCCUUCCCCAAAGGUUGUGAAGUGGUUCAAGGACCACACACCUAUCGAGCCCUCUGAUAAGUACAAAAUCAAGCGGGAGGAGCAUUCAGCAGAGCUCAAGAUUUUGAAGGUGAAGCCUGAAGAUGCUGGGGUGUACAAGUGCAGGGCUGGGAACGCGGAGACUGAAGCCACGCUGACUGUCGAAGCCCGCAAUGUAGAGGUCCUCAAACACCUGCAGGACGUGGAAAUUGAAGAGGAGAGCUCUGCUGUUUUCUCCUGUGAGCUGUCUCACGAUGAUGAGGAUGUGGAAUGGUUCCUCAAUGGCACCCUCCUUUACACCAACAACUUCAAUGACAUCAGGACCGUUGGCAAUUGCUACAUGUUGACAAUGAAGCAGGUCAAACCUGAAGACGCUGGCACAGUGACAAUGAAGUCAGACAAGGUGUCUGAGAGCGUGCGGCUGAAGGUGAUAGAGAAGCCUGCUGUCUUCAUGAAGUCCUUAGAUGAUGUAUUUGGCGAGGAGCGCGGUGUGAUUAAACUGGAAUGUGAAGUCUCCAAAGAAAAGGUCAAACCUAUUUGGAAAAAGGAUGGUGAGAAGCUCCCUGCUGGUACCAAGUAUGAGCAGAUACAGUCUGGCAAGACCCUGUGCCUCCUUAUCCAUGACCUAGAAAAGGCAGACGCAGGUUUAUACACCUGUGAUAUUGGCAGCGAUGUUGCCAAGUCAAAGGUCAGCGUUCAGGAACUCAACAUCGGCAUCACCAAACGGCUGAAGAACACUGAAAUCCAGGAGGGAGAAGACUGCACUUUUGAGUGCAUUUUGUCCCACGAAAGCAUUGACGACUUCAACUGGACCCUGAAUGGGAGCAGGGUGGAAAGUGGUGGGCGAUUUAAAGCCUCCAACGUGGGUCGGAAGUACACACUCAGCAUCACGAACGUGCUUCGUGGCGACGCUGGCGAAGUCGUUUUCACUGCCCGUGGUCUGACCUCCAAAGCUUCUCUGCUCGUGACAGAAAAACCUACGGAGGUCAUAAAGCAGCUGGAGGAUAAAACAUCAGCAGCAGGGCAGGACAUCAGCCUGUGCUGUGAAUUCUCAAAGCCUGAUGCAAGCAUCAGAUGGUACAAGGAUGGCAAAGCAAUUAGAAAAAGCCAGAAGUAUGACUUGCAGCAGGAGGGCACACGAGCCACUCUGAUCAUCCAUGACUCCACCAUCAAGGACAGUGGGGAAUACACCUGUGAGACAGAGGUCUCAAAAACAAAAGCCAGGAUCACAGUCCAAGAAAAGCCCAAUUAUUUCAUCAAGGAACUUUCAGACCUGAAAGCUGACGAAAGUGGAACCGCAGUGUUCAUGUGCCAGAGUGAGAGAGCUGCAUCCUCUGUGGUCUGGAGGAAGGGCAUUGCUGAACUCAGAGCUGGCAGGAAAUAUGAGAUCACACAGACGGGACAAGUGCUGCAACUGACCAUAAAAAGCUUGGAGAAGAGUGACAGUGACACUUACAGCUGUGACAUUGGUGAUGCCCAGUCCAGAGCCAAGCUUGUGGUGCAAGGCCAGAAAGUGCUAAUAACAGAAGACCUGGAAGAUGUCACUGUGUUAGAAGGAGAAUCUGCCAUGUUCAAAUGCAGAAUCUCUCCUGUAGACUAUAGCAAAGUGCAGUGGUUUUUGGAUAAAACCCCUCUCCAUACCAAUGAACUUAAUGAGAUCCAGUUUCAGCCUGGUGGAUAUCACUUGCUAACGUUGAAAAAGCUCUCACUGAAGGACUCGGGGGUCAUUACAUUUGAAGCUGGUGAUAAGAAAACAUCUGCCAGUUUGGUUGUUAAAGAGAAGCCCUGCAUCUUCACAAAGGAACUGGCUGACACUGGAGUCACUGAGGGAGAGGAUGUGAUUCUUCACUGUGAAACCUCCAAAGCAGACAUCCCUGUAAAGUGGUGCAAAGAUGGGAAGAGCCUUAGGAAUUCUCCCAAGUAUAACAUCAGCCGGUCAGGAUUUGAAGCCAAGCUUGUCAUUCACAGGGCAGAAGAAGGAGACAGUGGCAGAUAUGAGUGUGAGGCUGGAGCAGCUAAAAGUAGUGAGGUUAUUACUGUAAAGGAAAUGCCAGUUCUUUUCAAGCAAGAGCUCCAGAAUGAAGAAGCUAAAGAAGGAAAACAAGUCAAGCUGACCUGUGAGCUCAGCAAACCUGGCACCCCAGUGAAAUGGAUGAAAGGAGACACUGUUCUCUAUGCCAGUGAGAAGUAUGAGUUCAAGCAGCACGGUACUGUGGCAGAGCUCAUUAUCAGAGAUGUCAAAGCAGUAGAUGCUGGGGACUACACCUGCACUGCUGGGGAGCUGAAGACGACAGCUCGGGUCAAAGUAAACGCUGUACCUGUCCUUUUCAAACAAGCCCUGGAGAACACUGCCACAGAAGAGGGGAAAUCUGUCUCCUUGUGCUGCGAACUCACAAAAGCUGAUGCCACUGUGGUGUGGAAGAAGGGAGAAGCCAUGCUCCAGGCAAGUGCCAAAUAUGAAAUGAAGCAGAAGGGGACAGUGGCAGAGCUGGUGAUUCAUAAUGCAGAGCCAGAAGAUGCGGGAAGAUACACCUGUGACACUGGAGACCAGCAGACCACAGCCCAAGUCAAAAUCCAUGCCGCCUCUGUGCUCAUCAAAGAGGGACUGAAGAGCGUCGAAGCUGUGGAAGGUGGCACAGCUGCCCUGCAAUGCCAGCUGAGCAGAGAGGCCCCUGUGGAGUGGAGGAAGGGGCAUACUCUUCUUCGGCCAAGUACCAAGUACAGGAUGAGGCAGGAGGGCACGGUGGCCGAGCUGCUGAUCCGCCAUCUGGAGCCAGGGGAUGCUGGAGACUAUACCUGUGCAGUGGGGAGCCAAAAAACCACAGCUGCCUUGUCAGUGAAUGCCCUGCCAAUCCGUUUCAAGAAGGAGCUGAAGAACGAGGAAGGCACAGAGAGUGGGACAGCCACGCUGCAGUGUGAGCUGAGCCAGGCGGGCGGCUCGCUGGAGUGGAGGAAGGAUGGGAAGGUGCUGGUGCCAAGCAGCAAAUACAAAAUGAGACAGGAAGGGCGUUUUGUGGAGUUGGUCAUCCAAGACCUUGACUUAACGGAUACUGGGAGCUACACCUGCCUGUGUGGAGACCAGAAGACAACAGCUGCUUUGAAAGUGAAUGCCUUGCCCAUCCUCUUCCAAGAAGAACUGCUGAACAAGGAAGCUACAGAGGGCGAGGCAGUCACUUUGCACUGCAAACUGAGCAAAUCAGCCCAGGUGGAGUGGAGAAAGGGGGAUAAGGUCCUCAAGCCAAGCGCCAAGUACAAAAUAGAGCAGGAAGGUCCCGUUGCGGAGCUGACGAUCCGGGACUUGGAUCUGGCGGAUGCUGGUGGUUACAGCUGUGUGUGUGGAGACCAACGGACCGCGGCUGCCUUGACAGUACAUGUCCUGCCUGCUCUUUUCACCAAAGCACUGACAGAUGAGGAAGGCACAGAAGGCAAAAGUGUCUCCCUGCGCUGCGAGCUGAACAAGGCUGCUGCUAACGUGGAGUGGAAGAAGGGGUUCAAGACCCUCAGGCCGAGUGACAAGUACAAAAUGAGACGUGAAGGUGGCAUUGCUGAGCUCACAAUCCAAAACCUAGACGUGGCGGAUGCUGGGAGUUACUGCUGUGUGUGUGGAGACCAGCAGACCAUGGCAGUCCUGACAGUACAUGCUUUGCCUGCCUUUUUCAAAGAAGGAUUGAAGAACAGAGAAGCCACAGAUGGUGGAACAGCCACUCUGCACUGUGAGCUGAGCAAGGUCGGUGUCCUAGUGGAGUGGAAAAAAGGGGACAAGACACUCAAACCAAGCAAUAAGUACAGGAUGAGGCAAGAAGAUACUGCUGCAGAGCUGCUGAUACGAGGUCUGGAGGUAGAAGAUACAGGAGAAUAUACCUGUGUGUGUGGAGAUCAGAAGACCUCAGCUGUCUUGACAGUACAUGCUUUGCCUGCACUGUUCAAAACAGACCUUGUCGAUGUGGAAGCCACAGAGAGCGAGGCAGCUGUUCUGCAGUGUGAGCUAACUAAAACCGCUCCAGUGGAGUGGAGGAAAGGGCAAAAGGUGCUCAAGCCUAGUGAGAAGUACAAAAUGAGGCUGAAGGAUGCCACUGCUGAGCUGACAAUCCACAGCCUGGAGGAACAAGAUGCUGGAGAUUACACAUGUGUGUGUGGAGACAAGAUGACUACUGCAUCCCUGACAGUGCAUGCCCUUCCUCCACACUUUACACAAGAGCUGAAGAACGUGGAAGCCACAGAAAAAGGCAUGGCCACUUUCUGCUGUGAACUGAACAAGCCCUCAGCUGCUGUUGAAUGGAGGAAAGGAGACAGAGCCCUGGAGCCAAAUGACAAGUUCACCAUGAGGCAUGAGGGCACAAGUGCUGAGCUGGUGAUCCAUGAUUUAGAUCUGACAGAUGCUGGAGAUUACACAUGCUGUUAUGGAGACCAGAAAACCACUGCUGCACUAAAAGUCAAUGCCUUGCCUGCACACUUCAAGAAAGAGCUGAAGAACGAAGAAGCCACAGAAGGUGGCACAGCCACGCUACGCUGUGAGCUAUCUAGGGCUGCCUCUGUGGAGUGGAAAAAGAAACACAAAGUGCUCAAAUCAAGUGAAAAAUACACUAUGAGGCAGGAGGGUACUACAGCACAACUGCUGAUCCAUGCUUUAGAGGUCAAGGAUGCUGGGGAGUACACCUGUGUGUGUGGAGAUGUGAAGACCACUGCGGCACUGACGGUGCAUGCCCUUCCUGCUCUCUUCAAAGAAGAGCUAAGAAAUGAGGAAGCCACAGAAGGUGAAGCAGUGACUCUGCGCUGCGAGCUGACCAAGACUGCCUCAGUGGAGUGGAAAAAGGGACACACAGUGCUCAGACCUAGUGGGAAAUACAAAAUGAGGCAGAAGGAUGUCACAGCAGAGCUGGUGAUCCAUAACCUAGAUGAGAGUGAUGCUGGUGAUUACACCUGCGUGUGUGGGGAUAAGCAGUCCACAGCUUCCUUGGCAGUCCAUGCGCUGCCUGCACGCAUCAAGGAGAGCCUGAAGAAUGAGGAGGUGACAGAAGGUCAAGCAGCCACUCUGCACUGUGAGCUGACGAAGGUUGCUCAAGUAGAGUGGAGAAAGGGAAGCAGGCUGCUGAAAGCCAGUGACAAGUACAGAAUGAGACAGGAGGGCACGGUUGUGAAGCUGCUUAUCCAUGACAUAGAGUUGAAAGAUGCUGGAGAAUACACCUGUGUGUGUGGAGAACAGGAGACAACAGCUGCCUUGAUAGUGCAUGCCCUGCCUGCACUUUUCAAGGAAGAACUGAAGGACUUGCAAGCUGUGGAAAGCCAAACAGCCACACUGCGCUGCCAGCUGACCAAGGCUGCAGAUGUGCUGUGGAAGAAAGGAAAUCAGGCACUCAGGGCAAGUGGCAAGUACAUCAUGAGGCAGGAUAAUGCCCUUGCUGAGCUGGAAAUCCGAGAUCUAGAGCUGCAAGAUGCAGGAGACUACAGCUGUGUGUGUGGAGACCAACGCACCACGGCCUCCCUGGCAGUGAAUGCCCUGCCAGUGGUUUUCAAGGAAGAACUGAAGAAUGAGGAAGUCCAAGAAGGAGCAUCAGUCUCUCUGCAUUGUGAAUUAAGCAAAGCAGCUCCAGUGCAGUGGAAAAUAGGGUCCAGAGUGCUCAAAGCAAGUGACAAAUAUGAAAUGAGGCAGCCUGGCACCACUGCAGAGUUGAUCAUUCAUGACUUGGAAACAAAGGAUGCUGGAGAUUACACCUGUGUGUGUGGUGACCAGAAGACAACAGCAGCUCUAACAGUUCACGCUCUGCCACCACUCUUUAAGGAAGAGCUAAAGAAUAAGGAAGCAGAAGAAGGUGGAGAAGUCGUCCUGCACUGUGAGCUCACCAAAGCUGCUCCAGUGGAGUGGCAGAAGGACAAGAGGAUUCUCAAAGCCAGUGGGAAAUACAAAAUGAGGCAGGAAGGGACCAAGGCAGAGCUGGUGAUUCGUGAACUAGCUGAGGAGGAUGCAGGAGACUACACCUGUGUGUGUGGAGAGCACCAGACUACAGCUGCCUUAACAGUACAGGCUGUGCCUCCAUUUUUCCAAGAAGAAGUGAGCAGCAAGGAAGCAGUAGAAGGUGGAACAGCCACUUUGCACUGUGAGCUCAGCAAGACCUCUGCCCAUGUUCAGUGGAAGAAGGACCACCAUGUCCUCACCUCAGACAAGAAGUACAGCAUGAGACAGGAAGGCUGUGUUGUGGAGCUGGUGGUUCAUGAUUUAGACUUGAAUGAUGCUGGGGAUUACACCUGUGUGUGUGGAGACAAGACCAGCACAGCCACCUUAACAGUGCACGCACUGCCUCCAGAAUUCAAACAAGACCUGAAGGACCUGGAAGCUGUGGAAAGUGGGACAGCUACUCUGUGCUGUGAGCUGACUAAACCUGCUGUGGUGGAGUGGAAGAAAGGGCAGAAGGUGCUCAAAAGUGGCAGCAAAUAUAAAAUGAGCCAAGAUGGUGCCAUUGUAAAGCUGAUUAUCCACGAGCUGGAUGUGGAGGACACUGGAGAUUACACCUGUGUGUGUGGAGAUCAGCAGACAACUGCUGCUUUGACAGUCAAUGCCCUACCAGUACUAUUUAAACAAGAACUUCAGAAUACCGAGGCGGAAGAAGGUGAUACAGCAACACUGAGGUGUGAGCUUACCAAACCCAAGGCUCCAGUAGAGUGGAGGAGAGGAGAUGUUACCCUCUACCCUGGUCUGAAAUAUGAGAUGAAGCAGCAGGGCUGCACUGCUGAACUGAUCAUUUAUAACUUAGAGCUGGAUGAUUCAGGAAGGUACACCUGCACCUCUGGACAUCAGCAGACAACGGCUGUGCUAACCGUACAUGCACUGCCUGUCACAUUUAAGCAGCCCCUAGAAAAUAAGGAGUCAGAUGAAGGAAGCACAGCUACGUUCUGCUGUGAGUUGUCAAAACCCAACGUUGCAGUGGAAUGGAGGAAAGGAGGAGUGGGGCUUCAACCCAGCCAAAAAUAUGAAAUGAGGCAGAGGGAAUGCCUGGUAGAACUUUUAAUACAUAAUCUCAAAUUAGAAGACACAGGAGAGUACAGCUGUGACUCUGGGGAUCAGGAAACCAAGGCAUCUUUACAUGUGAAAGCUCUGCCAGUUCUUUUCCAAAAGGAGCUCAAAGACAAGGAGGCAGAAGAAGGAACCUCGGUGAAAUUCCAGUGCGAGCUGACGAAGGAUAAUGCAGCAGUGGAGUGGAGGAAAGGCACCAUGGAGCUCUUCCCAUGCUCCAAAUAUGAAAUCAAACUGAGUGGUCAGACAGCUGAACUUGUGAUCCAUAACAUAGAACCAGAAGAUGCCUCUGAUUACACUUGUGACACGGGAGACCAGCAGAGCACAGCAAUCCUCAGAGUGAAUGCCAUCAAACCCCGGCUGAAGCAGCAGCUGAAGAAUGAAGAGGUGGAAGAGGGAGGGACAGCCCAGCUGCGCUGUGAGGUAUCCAUUAGCAAAGCAGAAGUGGAGUGGAGGAAGGAUGGAGUUCUCCUGCACUCCAGCUCCAAGUACGAGAUGCGGCAGGACGGCACCGUCCGUGAGCUGCGUGUCCAUCACCUGGAGCCUGCUGAUGCUGGAGAGUAUUCCUGCAAGGCUGGAGAUGAGACAAGCUCUGCAAAACUGACUGUGAAAGAGCCUGACGUGACCAUUGUGAGUGGCCUGAAGGACAUGGUGGUGUGUGAGGGGGAUGAUGUCACCUUCCGGUGCCAGGUCUCCCAUGAAAACGCCAGGGAUGUGGAAUGGAGGCUGCAGGAUGUUGCUCUGCAAGACAACGAAAUGAACGAGAUCUCAGUGGAAAAAGGCAAGAUUCACACCCUGACCUUAAAGAAGGUGACUGAGCAGGACAUUGGCACCGUCGCUUUCCGAGUGGGGUCCCACACGUCGACGGCAGAGCUCACAGUAAAAGUGCCACCUCCCGUCUUUAAGGAGAAAUUACAGAGCAUAGAACUUCAGGAAGAAGAAACAGCCACCCUCUGCUGUGAGGUCUCUCAGCCUAAUGCUGCAGUGAAGUGGAAGAGGGGUGCUCAGGUGAUCUCCUCGAGCUCCAAGUAUGAAAUCAGGCAGGAGGGAACAAUCCAUACUUUGAAGAUUCAUCACUUAAAACCAGAAGACUCUGGCAAAUAUACCUGUGACAAUGGAAAUGACCAAACGACAGCCACUGUAACUGUUAAAGCUUUGCCAGCAACCUUCACAAAACCACUCCAGAACCAGCAAGCUGAAGAGGGUGGCACUGUGACUUUGAGCUGUGAGAUCUCAAGGUCAGGCACCACCGUGCAGUGGAAGAAGGCUGGGAGAGUGCUGCACCCAGGUGACAAGUACAAGAUGCAUCAAGAUGGAUCGGUGGCUGAGCUGACAAUUUGGAACCUGAGUGAAGCUGAUGCUGGGGAAUAUGUGUGUGACACUGGGGACCAGCAAACCACUGCAGCUGUGCUUGUGAAAGAACCAGCAGCAGCCAUUGUGGAGAUGCUGAAGGAUGUCACUGCCUAUGAAGGAGAAGAUGCAGUGUUUGAGUGCAGGCUGUCUCGGGAAACAGCUCAGGAUGCCCAGUGGUUCCUAGGAGAUGUUCCCCUACAAUCCAAUGAAAUGAAUGAGAUCAGAGUCCAAGGGACAUGUCACAGCUUGAUUCUGAGGAAGGUGACACUGGAAGACUGCGGAUCCAUCAGUUUCAAAGUCGGGCAGCAUACCUCAGUAGCACAGCUAAAGGUCCAAGCUGCUCCAGUCACCUUUGUAAAGGCACUCCACAGCUUGGAGCUACAGGAGGGUGGCACAGCUCAGUUGUCUUGUGAGGUGUCCAAGCCUGAUGUGCCAGUGGAGUGGAAGAAGGGCACAGCCGUGAUCCAUUCCAGCCAGAAGUGCAGCAUCAAGCAGGAGGGGAAUGUGCACACCUUGGUCAUCCAUGACUUGAACCAUGCAGACUCAGGGGAGUACAGCUGCCACACAGCUGAUGGGAAGACCACUGCCAGGCUUGAGGUUAAAGCCCUGCCUGUGCUUUUCAAACACUGGCUGAAAAACGAGGAGGUGGACGAAGGGCGCACGGCUGUGCUGCGCUGCGAGCUGACCAGAGCCAACGCGCCUGUGGAGUGGAGGAGAGGGGAUGUGGUGCUCCAGCCCAGUGACAAGUAUGAGAUCCGGCAGGAGGGGGCACGUGUGGAGCUCCUCAUCUACGAUGCUGAAGCUCAAGAUGCUGGUGACUACACCUGUGACUCAGGGGAUCAGCAGACCACUGCAUCCCUGCAAGUCAAAGUACUCCCUGUGCUCUUUACUAAAGAGCUGAAAAAUGUAGAGGCUGAAGAAGGGGGAAAAGCUGUUUUGCACUGUGAGAUCUCCAAACCCAAUGCCCCUGUUGAGUGGAGAAAAGGAGGGGUGGUCGUUCAACCCAGUGCCAAGUACCAGAUGAAGCUGAAAGGCAGCGUUGCUGAGCUGAUCAUCCAUGGUGUAGAGCCUGAGGACUGUGGGGAUUAUACCUGCAGCACUGGAUAUGAGAUCACCACAGGUUCUGUGUAUGUGCAAGAAGAAGCAGCAGUGAUAGUUUCUGGUUUAAAGAACACAGAUGUCUUCGUGGGGGAGUCUGCCACGUUCACCUGUGAGCUCUCGCACCCGGGGGUGAAGAACGUGCAGUGGUGGCUGGAUGGAUCUCCCCUUCACAACAACCUUGUGACUGAAAUCUCUGAGCAGGAUGGGAUGAUCCACACUUUAACCCUAAAUGAUGUGGCCUGCCAUGACUCAGGCACUGUCACCUUCAGAGCUGGGUCCCUUAUAUCUUCAGCUAAGUUAUUAGUCAAAGAUCCAACCAUUGAAGUGGUCAGUCCCAUGCAGGACAUAACUGUUGAUGAAGAUGGCACAGCAGAGUUCAUAUGCCAAUAUUCUAGGCCAGUGCACGCCAUAUGGAAGAAAAAUGAUCAGGAAAUACAUGCAGAUGGGCAGCGAGUGAUUAUCGAUCAGGACUGGAAUGUGAGCAUGCUAAAAAUUAAACCUACGGUACCAGAAGACACUGGCAUCUAUUCUUGUGAAGCUGGAGGCACUAAAGUGAUGGCUACACUUGAUGUUCAAGCCAAGAACAGCAUUGUCCAGGGCUUGGAGAAUGUGGAAGCCGUGGAAGGAGGGGAAGCCCUGUUUGAGUGCUACCUUUCUAAGCCUGAGUGCUACAACUACAACUGGCUGAUUGAUGAUGAACCUGCCAAAACUACAGAGAACACUGAGAUGGUUUACUUUGAAAAUGGACUCAGGCACAUUCUGCUGCUGAAGAAUUUGACUCCCCGGGAUAGCUGCAGGGUGACUUUCAUGUGCAGUGAUGCGGUGACCUCAGCUUUCUUGACAGUGAAAGGAUGGCGCCUGCAGAUCUUGCAGCCCCUUAGAGAUGUGGAGGUCUCUCCAGGGCAGAAAGCUACAUUCAGCUGUGUUCUAAGUGAAGCUGUGCCAGUUAAUGAAGUUACCUGGUACAGUAAUGAUGUCGAGGUCCAGUCAGAUGAGGACUGGGAGAUACAAGCAGAUGGAAACAGAUACACACUUGUCCUUAAAAAAGCCCAACCACAUCAUUCUGGAGAGGUGACCUUUGCUUCCAGGGAAGCAAUUUCAUCAGCCAAGUUAUCUGUGAUAGAGCCCUCAGUUACCGUCAGCAGUCCUUUGGUGGGAGGCUCAGUCGCAGAAGGGGAGGUGGCUCGCUUGGAGUGCAACCUGUCCAGUGAAACUGAGGAGAGAGUGACCUGGUUCAAAGGAAAAGAGCAAAUUAAAGCUGGAGGGAGAUACCAGAUCCAGUCUGAUGGAACAAAGCAGAUACUCAUCAUCCAUGCCUUCAAACCUGAAGAUCAGGACACAUACACCUGCAUGGUUUCUCCUGAAGUGAAGUCUGUUGCCACCUUGUCCCUUGAAGUUCCCACAGCAGCGAUGCUAAAAGAGAUUGCCAGGGAAGCACCUGCUGCAAGCCAACCAGAAGAGAGGGUGGAUGGCCAUGUCCAGCCCAGCUUACCCCCUGAAGCUGCUCAGGAGGGAGACCUUCACCUCCUGUGGGAAGCCCUGGCCAAGAAACGGCGGAUGAGCCGAGAGCCCACCUUGGAUUCCAUCAGCGAAUUGCCUGAAGAGGAUGAGAAGCUGCAGAAGCUGAGGAAGGAGGAAGCAGAGAUGUCUCAUUAUUACUCAGAGGAGUACUCAACAUGUGAUGAGCUGGCUAGGACGGGAGAAGCAGAUUUCUCUUUCACAAGCUCAGAUGAUGAGUCUAGAGCUGGGACUCCUUCGCUAGUAAACUACCUCAAGAAAGCUGGGAAGAAAAGUAUCAGUGUUACUAGCAAGGUUCAGUCCAGCUCCACAGGCAAGUUAUGGAAACAGUGGGAGAAAUCCACUGUGGAGACUGUUGUGGCUGCCCCAGCUGCUAAGCCAACUGAACCAGAACUGCCCGAUUUAGAUGACCCUUCCAUGAACAAGGCUGCUGUGAAGAUCCAAGCCGCAUUCAAAGGCUACAAAGUCAGGAAAGAGAUCAAGCAGCAAGAGUGCCCAGUGUUUACUGAGACCUUCAAAGACUUUUCUGGUGAGCCUGGAAGCACUCUCCACCUCGAGUGCGUGGCCCACAGCAAAACCGAUAUGAACGUUCGCUGGCUGAAGGAUGGGGAAGAGCUUUCAGACGGUCGCUACUAUCACAUCGACAACUACAACGAUGGGACCUGCUCUCUGAUUAUCACUGGCCUGGACAAGAAAGAUGCAGGUCAGUACACCUGCGAGGCAUCCAAUAAAUUUGGCAAGGUUUCACACAGUGCUAAGGUGGUCAUCGGUGCUCAGGAAGCUCAAGUCCUUCACAAGGAGAAGCGAGGCAAACACAGCACCGACAGCGAGACAGAGAGCUCCUCUGGGAGCGAGCUGGAUGAUGCUUUCCGUAAAGCAGGAAGGAGGCUUCACAGGCUCUUCAGAGCCAAGAUCUCAACAGAGAUAUCUGAUGUGGAGGAAGAGCUCUUUGUCAGCGCAGAUGAAGGGGACAUAGAAGUGGUUGACCAUCAGACCUAUCGUGAGGACGACCAGUACAUCUACAUCAAGUUCGAAGCCUUGUCUGAGGCAAAAAGUGCUGCCACACGGUUCAGAGAGAUGUUUGGAGCUCUGGGGAUUCCUGUGGAGAUUGAUAUUUUGGAGCAAGGCCCUAAAAAGAUUGAGCUACGCAUCGGGAAAGCAACACCAACCACCCAUGGGAAGUUUCCACCGUCAGUAGCGCGACCUCCACCACCCUUGCUGACCUCUGAUACAGCUCCCAUGUUCAUGACCGAGCUCCAAAACCAGGAGGUACAAGACGGGUACCCAGUCAGCUUUGACUGCUUUGUUGUUGGCAAACCACUGCCCACGGUCCGCUGGUUCAAGGAUGGAAAAGCUAUUGAAGAAAACGAUCACUACAUGAUCAAUGAGGACCAGGAGGGUUGCCACCAGCUGAUCAUCACUGCUGUGGUCCCCACUGACAUGGGUGUUUACCGUUGCCUCGCUGAAAACAACAUGGGAGUUGCUUCAACCAAGGCUGAGCUUCGAGUGGACUUGACCAGCACUGACUAUGAGACAGCAGCAGAUGCAACAGAGACAUCUUCUUACUACAGUGCCAAAGAAUAUAUUUCAAGCCGAGAACAGGAAGAAUCUACUACUGAAGAGGAGCAAUUGCCCCAGAUCUUCGAUGAGCUUCAUGAUAUUCAUGUGGCACCUGGAGCAUCACUGGCUAAAUUUCACCUCAAAGUGAAAGGGUAUCCACAGCCUCGUCUCUACUGGUUCAAAAACGGGCAGCCCUUGAAGCCUUCGGAUCGCAUCCUGAAGACCGCUCAGCGGGAGUUCCACUCGCUGGAGAUCCGCGGCGUCACUCCAGCGGACGCGGGCCAGUACUCGGCGCUCGUCAUCAACAGCGCCGGCUCUGCCUACUCCUCAGCCAGGCUGGUAGUUAAAGAUCCUUACGAGAAAGAAGAGCCAUCAGACACAGAUUCCCGUGAGCAGCUGAUUCCACCAAGGUUCUUAGAAAGAUUUACUAAUAAGAAGGUGAAAAAAGGUGCCAGCAUCACACUGUCUGUCAAAGUGGAAGGCCAUCCACCACCAACAAUUACUUGGCUGAAAGAAGUGUCUCGAGAAGGCAUCCUGUGGAUCAAGCCAGAGACUCCUGGGUAUAAACUUGCCAGUUCAAACAUGCAUCACAGUCUGAUCCUGUUGGAUGUUAAAAAGAAGUUCAGUGGAUCUUACACAUGCAUUGCCACUAACAAGGCUGGGCAGUCCAUCUGCACUGCCACCCUGGAGGUCGCAGACGCAAAAGAGGCUGAAGUUCUGACCCAGGAGCGAGUUAUGGUAUCAGAAGCCAUCAUGACCACGCUGGGAGAUAUUCAUCCCUCUGAAGCAAGAGAAGGAGACCUUGAAGCUGGUGUACCCAAAACUCCUAUUUCAUUAGCUGAUGUAGGCUCAGAAGAGUUCUUCCAGAAGCUCACCUCUCGCAUCUCAGAAAUGGUUUCUGCAAAAAUAAGUCAGGCUACACUUCGAGUGCCAGGUGCAGACAGCGAUGAUGAAUCAAAAACUCCCUCUGCAUCUCCUCGCCAUGGACGAUCCAGGCCUUCAUCCAUUGCUCAGGAGUCCUCCUCUGAAUCUGAAGAUGGGGAUUCCAGAGGAGAGAUCUUUGAUGUCUACAUGGUCACAGCUGACUACGUGCCUGCCACUCCUGACAAAGAGGCCAUCACUUUGAAGGAAGGUCAAUAUGUGGAAGUCCUCGAUUCAGCUCAUCCUCUGAAGUGGCUGGUCAGGACUAAACCCACAAAAUCCAGCCCCUCUCGACAGGGCUGGGUAUCUCCAGCUUAUCUGGAUAAGAAAUUGAAGUUGUCACCAGAGUGGGGAACCAUAGAAGCUCCUGAAUUCCCUGGAGAGUUUGUUUCUGAAGAUGAAUAUAAAAGGAAGCUAAGCGUUCUUAUUCAAGAGCUGUUGAUCUCAGAAGAGGAUUACAUUCAAGAUCUACUGUUCCUCCAGAAUCAUCAUCUGAAGUUCACUGAGACCUGUCCCAAUGUCCCAGGAGCUGUUGCCAGUCAGAAAUCCACUAUCUUCAGGAAUGUUGAUGACAUUGGUCGCUUCCACUCCAGUGUCUUCCUCCGAGGCUUGCAGAAAUGUGACACUGAUGAUGAUGUGGCCAUGUGCUUUAUCAAGCAUGAAGCAGAGUUUAAUAAGUACAUCCAGUACCUGGUGGGAAGGGUACAGGCUGAGUCAAUUGUUGUCAGCAAAGCUGUCCAGGAUUUCUACAAGAGAUACACAGAUGAAUUUUUAACUAAUGAAGAUCCUUCACAGCCACUUAUCCCACCACUGCAACACUACCUGGAAAAGCCCAUAAACAGGAUCCAGCAGUACCAGACUAUAAUCAAGGAAUUGAUCCGGAACAAAGCAAGGAAUAGCCAAAACUGCACUCUGCUGGAGCAGGCUUAUGCCAUUGUGUCUGCACUCAGCCGAAGAGCAGAAAACAACCUCCAUGUCUCGCUCAUUGAGAACUACCCAGGGACCUUGGAGAGCCUUGGUGAACCCAUCCGCCAGGGUCACUUCAUUGUGUGGGAAGGAGCCCCAGGAGCUAGAAUGGCAUGGAAAGGACACAAAAGACAUGUCUUCCUCUUCAAAAAUUACAUUGUGAUCUGCAAACCAAAGCGAGACACAAAGACGGACACCUACAGUUACAUCUUCAAGAACAUCAUGAAGCUGAACAACAUAGAUGUGAAUGACUUGGUGGAAGGGGACGACCGGGCCUUUGAGAUCUGGCACGAGCGGGAGGACUUGGUCCGCAAGUACCUCCUGCAGGCGCGCACGGUCAACAUCAAGAACUCCUGGGUGAAGGACAUCUGUGGCAUACAGCAGCGCAUCAGUGAGCCACUCUGGAUACCUCCAGACUUUGAGGAGGAACUGGCAGACUGCACAGCAGAGCUGGGAGAGACAGUCAAGCUGGCUUGCAAAGUUACAGGAGCUCCUAAGCCAUCUGUCAGCUGGUACAAAGAUGGAAAACCUGUGGAGGUAGAUCCCCAUCACAUUAUAAUAGAAGAUCCAGAUGGUUCCUGCACGCUGAUCUUGGACAACCUAACAGGCAUUGACUCAGGGCAGUACAUGUGCUUUGCUUCCAGUCCUGCUGGAAAUGCCAGCACCUUAGGGAAGAUCCUUGUUCAAGUGCCCCCACGGUUUGUGAACAAGGUUAGAAAUGCUUAUUUUGUGGAGGGAGAAGAUGCUCAGUUCACCUGUACUAUUGAAGGAGCACCGAGGCCUCAGAUCAGGUGGUACAAGGAUGGUGUACUCUUGAAGGACACAAGCAAAUACCAGACUUUCAGUGAACCACGGAGUGGCAUAAUAGUCCUGGUGGUCAAGAACCCUUCCAAUGAAGAUAUGGGACACUAUGAAUGUGAGCUGAUGAACAGAUUAGGGUCUGCAAAAAGCGGAGCAGAACUUUACCACCACACUGCUGCAGCCCUGACCCAAGAAAGGAGAGGAGGAGACCAAGCCAUUACAAUAGAAGGAAUGACUUCCUCACAGUCAGAGAUGGGGACAUCUGUCCAAGCCUCGCUUCAGCGCGCUGAUAAAGAGAUCAAGACAGCUCUGAGGAAACUCAUGGACUCGGCAUCACUGCUGGUGACUCUUCCCUCAGGCAUGCAAGGAGGAGCCGAUGGCCUUGGCCUUUCUGGGUCCAUUCCUUCAGCCAGCUCCUCUGUGCUAGUUCAUGAAGCCAGUACCCAAACCCAGGCUGCUGCAGGGCAUGACAAAGCACAAAGGCAGAUUCCAGAUGAAGAACCAAGUUUGCCAAAGCCCAGUCCCAGUCCUUCCCGUGAAGAAACAGCAGCUGGAGAUGAGAGCACUCAGGAGCACACUGCUCCUCCUACCAGACCAUCACCAGCUUCAGGGGCAGGAGACUGGUACAGAAGAGAAGGAGAUGUGGUCUGGGAUGUACGCAGCGAAGUUUACAUUGAGACCACAGAAAGAACUCGUGUGUAUAAGACUGAAGAGAAGACCCCAACAAGUCCUCCCUACAUGCAAGUAACCAUAGAGGAUGUGCAGGUGAAUGCUGGGGAGCGUGCCAAGUUCCAGGCAGUCAUUGAAGGAACCCCUCAGCCAACUGUUUUGUGGUUUAAGGGCACUUCACUGCUGACAGACAGCAACAGGAUCCACCAAGGGGAGGAAGGGACAACCUAUUUCUUAGUUGUGGACGACGCUGUCUCUGAAGAUGGUGGUGUUUAUACCUGUGUUGCCAAGAACACGGGAGGGGAGGUUUUGUGCAAAGCAGAGCUUGUUGUGCGUGAAGCUAAGAAAGACCAAGAGGCAAAGAAAGUGGCCACCAGGAGAAAGCUUCAUUCCCUUUAUGAGGUUAAGCAGGAGAUUGGAAGGGGCUGCUUCAGUUUCGUGAAACGAGUGGUGCACAAAGGGAACGGAGUGUCUUGUGCCGCUAAAUUCAUCCCCCUGCGGAGCAAAACGAAGGCUCGAGCGCACCAAGAGAGGGAUCUCCUCGCCUCCCUGUCCCACGACAGGAUCACCAGGCUGCUGGACCACUUUGAAACCAGGAAAACACUGAUUCUGGUCCUGGAGUUAUGCUCCAAUGAAGAGCUCCUUGACCGGCUAUUCAAGAAGAGUGUCGUCACUGAAGCUGAGGUCAAAUUGUAUAUCAGGCAGAUUUUGGAAGGGAUCAAAUAUCUCCACGAUAACAACAUCCUUCAUUUGGAUAUUAAGCCGCUGAAUAUCCUCAUGGUUUACCCUGAAAGGGAGGAUCUUAAGCUCUGUGACUUUGGAUUUGCUCAGAAGAUCACCCCCUUUGAGCCUCAGUACAGCAAAUAUGGCUCUCCAGAGUUUGUUGCCCCAGAGAUGGUUUCUCUGUCGCCAGUGUCAAAAGCCACUGAUAUCUGGGCUGUUGGAGUCAUCACAUAUUUAAGCCUAACAUGCAAGUCUCCAUUUGCUGGGGAGAAUGACAGAGGGACCCUUCUCAAUAUCCAGAAGGGGGAAAUCUCCUGGACCAUUCCUGAUGUUGUUCACUUGAGCCAAGAUGCAAAGGACUUCAUGCAAGGGAUCCUACGGCAGAACCCCAAAGACAGGCCUAGUGCUUUGGAUUGCCUUUCCCACAAGUGGUUCAUGCAUAAUGUCCCCCUUGAAGCAGCUCAUUUCAUUAACACCAAGCAGCUCAAAUUCAUUGUGGCUCGGAGCAAGUGGCAGCGCUCCCUGAUGUGCUACAAAUCCAUCCUGGUGAUGAGGUCUAUCCCAGAAAUCCUCGAGAGGACUCAUGACAACACCUCUCUGGCCAUCUCCCGGCACCUCAUUGAAGAGAGCACUUCAUCCAGCACCAGUGGCUCCUCCUCAGACAACGAGAACUCUCACUUCCCCAAGAAGAGGCACUUUGGCUCCACACCUGAGCUGCAUUUGUCCAUAUUUGAUGCACCAAGCCAGCAGGAGCCUCCAAAACAUGCAAGUGAAGAGAAGCACUCCAAAAUCCCAGGCCCUCCAGUGAAACCCAUGAGAAGGAAGUAUGCUGCAGCAAAAGCUGAGGUGGGGGACAAAUCACCUACAGAGCUCAUGGAAAGAACAUUCAAGGAGAAAGAGGAGGGACUCCAUGCCAGACUUGGAGAUGAAAGAGCAGAGCAGUCCCAAAGAAGCAGUGCUGCUGAGCCUCCAUCAGUGAGGGCUUCCAGAGAAAGCCAGAAUGAAAAACCAGGCACAGUUUUAUCUGAUAAGGACAGAACUGAAGCCUCUGAGGAUGGGACAGAAAAGCCACCUGUCUUUGUGCCCAGACAGAGUGUCAUUAAGAGCACCUUCUACAGCCAAGCAGCUGAGGCACCUGCAAAGAGCCCUUCCUCCCCAGGCAGGGAGUUCAGAAGGCACUUGGACAGAGCCAGAAGGACUUUCAGGAAAGCUGGAUAUUCCAAGGUGCCUCUCAGUGGGCUCCGUGAACCCCUCCUAGAGCAGUUUGAACUGGAAGAAGAAGAAGAAGAAGGGAGGUCUGGUGAUGAUCACAGGGAAAGUCUGCUUGGUUCCUUGACCAAAUCAGCUUCCUUUGACACUGCAAGGAAACCACCACACCCUGCCAUUGCUGGUGCUCCCCGAAGCCGUUCCCUGGAUGACUACAGGCUGAGAGCCUCAAGGUCAUUGCUGGAACAAGACAUCUUGGAGGAAGACUGCGAUCUGUUGUCACAGGAAAGCUGCCCUGAAGGCAGUGUCCACUGCGACAGCUCCGCAGGGGCUGGCAAGGGAUGUUCUGCAGACACUCCAAAGCAGGAGGACUUUAGGAAAGUCAGGAAGGAUUGCUCAGAAGAGCAAUGUGAGGGUGAUGGGUGCCCAGCUGCUCUUGGGCAACAUCUAGAGAGACUUCCAGUGUCACCUCACAGGAGUGAGAAUAAGAAACAUUUACUGAAGAAGUCAAAAGCUACUUACAUUGAGGAUGAAGCUGAAGAUCUGGAGGGCAAAAGCCCCAUUCUAAGUGCCCAGUGCUUAGAUGUAGCUGCAUCAUCAGCUCAAAAACCUGAAAUCAUGGAGGGCCAACAGUCUCCUGGCAGUGCCUCUGACACUGCUUUUCAGGAAGGCAAACAUUCCAUUCCAGCUUCCACACAGUCACAGACCACCUCCGUGUCGGUCCCUACAAGUAAGGGAGAUGUGUGUCUGCCCCAGGAGUCUGCUCACAGUACUGACAUCCAGCCAGGUGGAAAAAGUGGAAGCUCACUGAUCAAAAGGCCAGCCCCUGUUCCACCUUGGAAAGACAAAAGGCUGAAACCUUCACAUGGGACAACUUCUACUCAUCAUCUUGCCAAAUCAGACCUCAUGGAGCACGAAAGCUCAGCUGUUUCACCAGGUCCACAAAGAGAAACUGAUUCAUUUCCACCAGGUACAGAUAGAAGUCAGGAACUUCAUGGUCAAAGUGUUCCAGCAGCUGCUGUCUUAGUGGGCAAACAGCCAGGUACUCUAACCUCUCUGCAUACAGCUGAUGAAGGUGCUCAUCAGAAGAUGCAGACCUAUAAAGAGGUGAGAUCUGCUCUCCUAGAGGAUGAAGGACUGAGUGCUACAGGGAUCACUCCAUCAUCAUCUUGUGUUGGUGGAAGCCAAGCACACAAGAAGGCUCCUGUUCACGUGGACACAGCAUCAGCUAUCCCCAAAGGAGAUCAUCUCACUGUUCCAAAGCCCCCCCCACCAAAAUCAGUGCUGACUUCGGUCUCCGAUGGAGCCCAGCAGGCUGGAAGGGAACAGCCAGCUCACAGCAAGGAGAGGCUUGCUGCUCUGAGGAGUAAAAGCUCAGCUGCCACAGAGCUUCUUCCCAGGUUGACCCAUGAGGCUGAAAUCAUGGCAGCUGAACCCCAGCAGCUGUCUAAAGGCAGUGGCAGAGUUUCUUCUGCUCAUCUGGAGGGUGAGCCUCCAGGUGUCCUAACUGCUUCACAGGAAGGAGUUUCCCCAGCUGCAGUGUAUGGGCCAGAGAGCGAGGAAGGUGCCGAGGUCUGUGCUGAGGGAAGAGCUGCCUUAGGAAGAGGAAGCUGCGACGCUGCAGAGGCUCUCCCACCGUCACUCCGCAGGGAUCAAAGGCAGGAGGGCUCACAACACAGGUUGUCUUUUUACAGUGAUGAGGAGUCUGCUGUGCUGGAGGGCUUGGUGGAUGAGAUGGUUUCUCUCUCUGAAGAGAUGAAUGUUUGGGCAGAGUCAGUUUCUGGCGAGGAGGAAUGCAGAAAGCAUUCUGCAAAGAAAGCAAGCAGAAAGUUCUGCAAAGGCCAAGGUAGCCAAGAAUCCAUGGACACCUCAUUCCCUUCUGUACGAGGAGGUAAAAGAGGAGAGGUCUCUGAGCUGGCUGAGCUUGCAGAACCCCAUCUUGUUGUGAGUGAGGAGUCAGGGGUGCUGGAAGGGCAGGGGGCCCCGAGGGCUCCUCACGAAUGCGAGCAUCUGGAAGACUUAGCAUUUGAGAGCUGCGUGUCGAGCCUUUCCUCAACAGAGAGCUUGGAGACUGCAAAAAGACCUGCUCAGGUGUCAGGGGGCAAGGACACUGCUAAGCAGCCAGAAAUUUUCUUGCUGAAAAUCAGAGACCUGUCAGAUGAAGCACCCAAAUUCGACAUCUCGGAGGUAGAGCCUGCCUAUCUCAACUUCUCUGACUUGUAUGACAUUGUCUACUUCCCCUUUGAAUUUCUGAGCUACAGGAAGCCUCAACCCAAACCAGCUGGUCGAAGGUUUAUGCCUUUCAGUGAAAGGGCAAGGUCACCUCCUGCGGGACACCUGCAUAAGGAUAAAAGGUUGUGCGUCAGAGAAGAGGCAGGAGGCAAGAACAGGAAGAACCAGCUGGAAACAUUUGAGGAUUCAAAGGCAACCAACUUGUUGGCCACGGGGAAAGAGUCAGAGGGUCACAAGGAAAUGUAUGGCCCCCAAAAGGACUCCAGUGGAAAGCAGAAAAGCUCCAUCCACAAGCCAGGACUCUUUAAGCCAUACGCGAGGUCAAACUCAAUGGAGCAGUCAACGGAGCAGAGUCUGAAGAAAAAAGUAAAAGCUUCUGUUGCCCAUAUUUCAAGAAUUCUAAAAGGAAAGAUAUCUCCUGAGCCAGAGUCAGAGGAAGAGUUUGGUGAGCUGGGAAGCGAGGCAACAGAAAAGGAGCUGUUACUAGGAGCUGAAGGAUCUCUGAAGAAGAAAUCAGCACUCUCUUCCUUCAAGUUACCAAGCUUCAUCUCAAAGGAGAAAGCACCUUCGUUCGUCGAGGAGCUCCUUGACCAGGCUGCAGCUGUUGGGCAGUGUGUGACGCUGUCAUGCCGGACAGCAGCUCACUCCUCCCUGCACAUCAACUGGUUCAGAGAUGGGAUACUUGUCCAGAGCAGCAGCCGGAUCCUCAUCUCAGCCACGCUCAAGAACUUCCAGCUGUUAACUAUUCUCUCUGUUAGUGCUGAGGAUUUUGGCAUCUACACUUGCGUGGCCACCAACUCCCUGGGCUCAGCAUCCACCUCUUGCAUCAUAAGAAAAGCAGAGGUUCCUCCCAGCCCUCCACCUCCUGAUGUUGUGGAUGUCUACGAGGAUGGAGUGCAAGUGGUCUGGAAACCUGUGGAAACCAACAUUCCCAUCCAUUACACUGUCCAGUGCAAGAGUGAAGAUGGGGAGUGGAUCACUCUUGCUUCUGACGUUGCUGACUGCUGCUACUACGCUAAAAAUCUCUCCAGGGGGUUUAUCUACUGCUUCAGGAUAGCCUGCACCAGCAAAGCAGGAAUGGGCCCUUACAGUGACCCAUCUGCCAAAGUGAAAAUCACUGGGAAGGAUCAAAUGGAGCUUCAUGCUGCAAUACAGAGCUCUCCAUCAGAAGAAGACAGUGAAAUAAUCACCCCAUCUGAGCCCUUCCCAACCUACCAGACCUACGCCUUCCAAACAGAGAUCAAAAGGGGACGUUUCAGCAUCGUCCGGCAGUGCAGGGAAAAAGUAACCGGCAAGACCUUAGCUGCUAAAAUUAUCCCUUACUGGCAAGAGGACAAGCAGACAGUGCUCCUGGAGUUCCAAGUCCUGAGGAAGCUUCACCACACAAACAUAGCUCAGCUGAAGGGAGCCUACAUCAGCCCACGGCACUUGGUGUUGAUCCAGGAGAUGUGUGCGGGACCGGAGCUGCUCCACUCCCUGGCAUUACGGACAUCGUACUCAGAAGUGGAAGUCCGAGAUUACCUGUGGCAGAUCCUCAGUGCCAUUGAGUACCUCCACGCACACAACAUCCUGCACUUGGAUCUCAGGUCUGAAAACAUCAUCAUCACUGAGCCCAACCUGCUGAAACUCCUGGAUUUUGGCAAUGCACAGUUCUACACACAAGACAAAGUCAUUAUCUUGGACAAGUGCAUGGACUAUGUUGAAACCAUGGCUCCAGAACUGCUGACAGAGCAAGGAGCCCUCCCACAGACUGAUAUCUGGUCCGUUGGAAUCACAGCCUUCAUCAUGUUGAGUGCCAACUACCCUGUCAGCUCGGAGGUACCCUGUGAGUUUCUGAGAGUGGCCAGGAAGGGUAAAGUGAAGCUCACACGAUGCUACGCAGGGCUCUCUGGGGGAGCAGUGUCCUUCCUCCAGAGCACACUGUGUGCCAAUCCCUGGGGAAGACCAUCAGCCUCAGAGUGCCUUCAGAGCCCAUGGCUGCAGGAGACUGGUUUGGACAACAGGCAGCAAGCAUUGGUCACCUUCCCUACCACAAAGCUAAGGAACUUCCUCACAGAACGGGAAAAGAAAAGGGUCCUGCUGUGCUCCAAGUAUGGCCUUAUGGUUGCACAGUGAUGUGGCUGCAGUGACAAACAUGAAUUGUCAUCUUCUUCCCUUGUGCACUUAGUGUUUGGUACCAGAUGGUCCUGUCAAGUUGCUGUGCAUCAGCUGAGCUGGGGUAGCCGCUCUCUGUGAACGGGAUUUAGCGCAGCUGAGCAAAUUAACUCACAUAUGGGCAUUGCCACGAGGUAAGAGCAGAAAUAUGGACUGCUGAUGGGGCUCAGCUGACCUAUGGGAACUUGACAGGAUGUGUGUCACACUCCCUGGAACAGCCAGGGAAGAUUUCUGAACAGGACAGCUCCCAGACCCAAGCAGCUUUGCAAACCUUUCCCUGAGGCCAGACAGACUCCAUGUGUGCCAACACUGGACACCUGACUUCUGCCUCUGACUUCAGGACAUGAUAACCCAGAUGUGCUUUCAGAUGCUAAGCACUUCUCAUCCCACCAGGACCACCACAGCAAGGUCUGAGUGACUGGUGGGUUCCUCACCUGCCUCCAACCCAAAAGAAUUCAGUGACCAGUUAUGAGGGGAAAAUAGGGAAGAACAAAGCACUUUUAGAGGGCUAACAUUAGGCAGCAAUGUGUCUUCAGGCUUUGGAUGUCGAGGUCCAACUAGAAAGAGACCUGAAUGAUCCAUCCUGAGCUGAUAGCUGACCUUGCUUUAAGCAGAAUGUUAGUCUAGAGACCUCCUGAGCUCCCUCCUAACCUGAUUUGUCCUGUCUAUGUCUUUGCCAAGUGCCAGACACAGGGGUGGAGUGGUGGAACUCUGCUAGCAUCCAUGAGCAGCCAGGCUUUGUAUGUCACUUACCCAGCCAAGCUCUCCACCAUCCCCCUGUGGGAAUAACUUGGGCACCAGCCAGUAAAGGCAGCCAAUGCAAUAGUGACCAUGGUUUCAUUACAUGCAGAUGUUGUACCACUGACAGAUUUUGCCACUUUGAAGCUGGGCUCCUCUAUUCUGGAGAGGUCAGAGGCACAUCUACAAGAUGUGGCAGCAGCGUGAGCAGCAAACGCUGUGUCAUUUCCUUCUUAAAAGCAAUCCUGAACUUGGACGUUCCUUUCUCCUUCAAACUCUGCUUUCCUUGGCAAUGGAUGGUGUUAGCUGUGCCACUGCUUUGUGCCUCAGUGUUCCUUUGAGUUUCUCUGAAGUGAAUGAUCUGUUUGUUUCUUCUCAGUGAUAUAUCAGUUUCUUCUCAGUGAUACACCAGUUGUUUUCUUCUCGAUUUUGGUGAGCUUCUUCAGUUUUCCUUACAAGCAGCAGUAAGCAGAAGCUUUCUCAGAGCUGUAUCUGGCUGUGUUUAGGGGAACAAAGGGGAAACAGUUCCCAAGGAGUUACAGUUUGAUACUGGAAGGAAUGCUGUUUAACCAGGGGUGGGCUUCUCCAACCCCUGUAACCCAUCUUGCUCCAAACUUGAUGAGAGCAGCAUCAGACCUUCCCUUGCACAGUGUGCAGAGCAGGAAUAGUGAGUGACUCAGAACAGAGGAACUUUCUCUGUGCUGUGGAGAGCAGACACUGACUCAAGAGAUUGUAAAGGUUUGAAUGUCAAAGUGACAUUGUCUUCACUGUGUGCUACAGAAGAGAAAACCAAGGGUUCCUAGGCAGGCUCCAUGCUCAGUUCUCUUGGAGAACAGAGGAGUUACACAAGACAGACAUUGCCAUAAGCUCUGUCCUCCAAUAAACUCUCCAGCACCUUGGACUCCUUCCAAUUCCACUUCUCUUUACAAAUCCAGUUAAGGUUUCUGUUGGCACAGGCUCAUCCUUUACUCUUGCUGGUGCACUUUAGGAUGGAAAGCUCAGUGCUAGGGGACAACCCAUCUAAGCAUGAAACUUAGCUGCAGAUUAACUCGUGUGGAGCUUUCACACUCUUCCAUAUACGACUCAAAGGAAGUAAUUUUAUGGGGUUUUUUUGCUUCUCACAUCUGCAGGCAUUUGGGCAUGGCUGAGGUCUUUUUGUAGACUCCAUACUGUUUGGUUAACUAAGCCAUUCUGACAAGGAAGUAAAGCCAGAAUUUUCUGCUGAA